AGUUUGCUCCUGCAUGAGGGCUGGUUCAGCGAGGACUGAUGGUGAGUUUAGGGGAACUUCGCCUCCCAAAUCACUCCCCUCCCACCACUCCACCCCCAGUAACUGAGCACCGGCUCUUGAUCUGAAAGGCUAGGGAGGCUGGGACAGGGGCGGGUCGCGCAGGGUUGGGGCGGAGCCUGAGGAAGGGGCGUGGCCUCUCUGGCUCCCAGGCGGGGUUUCUGCUAAAGGCGCGGAGCACAAGGCGCCGAGGGCGCAGAGUAGAGCAGCACCCGUUCUGCUGAAGUCUGAGCCGAAGACUGCACAUCCCCAGCCCUCCCUCCAGCUUCCUCGCUGUUCCAGUACCCUUACCCCUGCCCGGCCUCGCGUGGCGCGACCCGCAGCCAUGCAGCCCCAGGGUUGAAGCGGCCCCAUGGCAAAGCCAGUGGUCCAAGCGACGACGGCGCAUGGAGAACUUCCGUAAGGUGCGCUCGGAGGAGGCGCCAGCCGGGGGCGGUGCCGAGGGGGGCAUCCCGGGCUCUGGCCCCUUCGCGGAUCUGGCGCCCGAUGCUGUGCACAUGCGGGUCAAGGAGGGCAGCAAGAUCCGCAACCUGCUUGCCUUCGCCACCGCCAGCAUGGCGCAGCCAGCCACGCGCGCCAUCGUGUUCAGCGGCUGCGGCCGGGCCACCACCAAGACCGUCACGUGCGCCGAGAUCCUCAAGCGCCGCCUGGCGGGCUUGCACCAGGUCACGCGGCUGCGCUACCGGAGCGUGCGGGAGGUGUGGCAGAGCCUCCCGCCCGGGCCCACGCGGGGUCAGACGCCUGGCGAGCCGGCCGCCAGUCUCAGUGUACUUAAGAAUGUACCGAGCCUCGCCAUCCUACUUUCAAAGGAUGCGCUGGAUCCGCGACAACUUGGCUACCAGCCUCCGAACCUCAGUCCUGGUCUUUCGACCCCGCCAACGGUGACGACGUCCAAGAGGAGCCUAGGGGAAUCCGCAGCUGGAGAAGGCACUGCUAAGCGGUCUCAUCCUGAGCCUGGGGCUGGGAACUAGGACCCGACUGCCUGAGAACACCGGACUCUGAGCCACCUAGACCGACUGGAUCUUACAUAUCCCCACGCCACCACAUUCACAUGCCUCUUUUAUGCCUGGGUCUUCAGGAGCCCACGUUCUUGGACACAGCUCUUGAGAUGAGUGGCACAGACCAUCUGAGAUGAGUGGCGACAGGAAUGGCAAGAGAGGAUCCUGUAGAGUUCAAGGAAACUUCUUGGGAUGUAGCCUGAAGACAGAACUCCGCCCUCACCUUUUAUGGGCUAUACUGGGAUAUUUUUCAGAGAGGGAAUGGUGGACAGUGGGACUUGAGCCUUCUUGGGGACUCACAGAGGCUAAAGGCACCCGGCAUUCAUGAAGUUUGGCAGGCGAGGACUAUUAGAAUCACCCUUGCUGUUGACUGAGGGCAGGAACCAUGGAACUGAUUGCUUGAGGGUAGGGGCAUCAGAAAUAUUGGAGCCCUGUUCUGCCCCUGGUCCUAGACAGUUUCUCUUUAACUUUCCUUCCUUUUAAUAUCCCCCUUUGCUUGGUGGCAGAGAGGGAGGGCGCAGAACAGAACUUUCCAUGCCUCCUCCCCUGAGCCCUACCCCAGGAGUCUUGCUUCCAAUAAAACAAACAGAAAAUG
This is a messenger RNA of Nannospalax galili (Upper Galilee mountains blind mole rat), 1650 nucleotides long. It is a transcript of the gene Rpp25, whose product is annotated as ribonuclease P and MRP subunit p25. Gene Ontology annotation, biological process: tRNA 5'-leader removal. Gene Ontology annotation, molecular function: RNA binding. Bases 444 to 1028 code for a protein of 194 amino acids. The record is from RefSeq and is a predicted model, not a curated record. Gene Ontology annotation, cellular component: ribonuclease MRP complex. NCBI's taxonomy places the organism in Eukaryota, Metazoa, Chordata, Mammalia, Rodentia, Spalacidae. The transcript has a single exon.